AGGAAGAGCAAGCCCAGCUGAGCUCAGAGGAGCCAAGUGCUGAGCCCCCAGGGGCCGAGACCCAAGUCGCUGAGGCCCAGGAGCCCCGGGAGGGGCCUCAGGACGAUGCAGAGGAUGUGAGUGAAGAGGCCCCACUGAGGGACCGCUCCCACAUCGAGACCACGCUGAUGCUGAACGAGGACAAGCCCUCGGACGACUACUCUGCUGUGCUGCAACGUCUUCGGAAGAUCUACCACUCGUCCAUCAAGCCCCUGGAGCAGUCGUACAAGUACAAUGAGCUCCGGCAGCAUGAGAUCACAGAUGGGGAAAUUACUUCUAAGCCAAUGGUGCUGUUCCUGGGGCCAUGGAGUGUCGGCAAGUCCACGAUGAUAAACUACCUCCUUGGGCUGGAGAACACGCGCUACCAGUUGUACACAGGUGCUGAGCCCACCACGUCCGAGUUCACGGUUCUCAUGCACGGGCCCAAACUGAAGACCAUCGAGGGCAUCGUGAUGGCCGCAGACAGCGCCCGCUCCUUCUCCCCCCUUGAGAAGUUUGGCCAGAAUUUCCUGGAGAAGCUCAUUGGCAUCGAGGUUCCCCACAAGCUUCUGGAGCGGGUGACUUUUGUGGACACCCCGGGAAUCAUUGAGAACCGCAAACAACAGGAAAGAGGCUACCCCUUCAAUGACGUAUGCCAGUGGUUCAUUGACAGAGCCGACCUCAUCUUUGUCGUCUUUGACCCCACCAAGCUGGAUGUGGGGCUUGAGCUGGAGACGCUCUUCCGCCAGCUGAAGGGCCGCGAGUCCCAGAUCCGGAUCAUCCUGAACAAGGCCGACAACCUGGCCACACAGAUGCUCAUGCGGGUCUACGGGGCACUCUUCUGGAGCCUGGCGCCGCUCAUCAAUGUCACUGAGCCGCCCCGUGUGUACGUCAGUUCCUUCUGGCCUCAGGACUACCGGGCCGACACCCACCGGGAACUCUUCCUGCAGGAGGAGAUCUCCCUGCUGGAGGACCUGAACCAGGUGAUCGAGAACAGGCUGGAGAACAAGAUCGCCUUCAUCCGCCAGCACGCCAUCCGCGUGCGCAUCCACGCCCUGCUGGUCGACCGCUACCUGCAGACCUACAAGGACAAGAUGACCUUCUUCAGCGACGGGGAGCUGGUCUUUAAGGACAUCGUGGAGGACCCCGACAAGUUCUACAUCUUCAAGACCAUCCUGGCCAAGACCAACGUGAGCAAGUUUGACCUCCCCAACCGUGAGGCCUACAAGGACUUCUUCGGCAUCAACCCCAUCUCCGGCUUCAAGCUCCUGUCGCAGCAGUGCUCCUACAUGGGGGGCUGCUUCCUGGAGAAGAUCGAGCGGGCCAUCACCCAGGAGCUCCCUGGCCUCUUGGGGAGCCUUGGGCUCGGCAAGAACCCUGGGAACCCCAACUGUGACAAGACAGGCUGUACGGAGACACCCAAGAAUCGCUAUAAGAAACACUAGGGCGUGGGGCCGUGUCCGGGCCCUGUGACUGAGGAGCCUAUGCCCUGACUGUCUGGCUCACUGGCCCUUUGGGCCUCACUGGCAAGAAGCCCAGUGGCACCCGGGGAGCAUGGGAGCUGCCGAGACCCGGGGACAGGCGGGCAGGACCCUGGGCAGCCACUCCCACCCUCGGAAAGCAGCUCUAUGCCGAGGCGGCAGAGAGCUGGGGGCUCUGCCUCCCCUGUGCCCCCACCCCUAGCCUCCUGUUCUGCCCUGACCCCUUUGUCCUGGGUUGACUUUCUGCAGGGCGAUUGUGGGGGUCGGGGUCCCCGGGUCCUCUUCCCAUUUCCUCAGGGGCUGGGCGGACGGUCUGGGAUGCCACACUCUGAGAGAGAAUCAUGGGCCCCCAGACGGGAGAAGGGUCUGCCCCAGUCACCCCCACUUCCCUAACGCCGCCUCCCAGCCCUUGACCAGCCCCGAGACCGGGGGUGGGGUGUGUGUGUAUGUGUGUGUGUGUGUGUUCAGAGUACUCAGGUCCUUGACUCCUGGGAAGUAACUUGAGGGAAAGUUCUGGAAGGGCUCUGAGGGGGCGUUGGUUUGCAGUGUGUGUCUUUGUCUGUUGCAUGUCUUGGAAAACUCCGGGGGCGCUGGGUCUGAGGACAGUAGCAGCUCGCUCCUUGGGGACUCUCAGCGUCCCGCUUCAGUGGAGGCUGCCUCCCUCGGGGCGCCCUGACCGUCUCCUCCCUCCUCUGUGCCCCACUGGGCACCCCAGAUUCAGGUGCCCCCAGCCCUGCUGUGGCCCAGGACUGUGAUGUGAACCUCUAGGACCCUGGCCCAGAGAUCCGGGAGAC
Sorex fumeus (smoky shrew) is the source of this 2293-nucleotide messenger RNA. It is a transcript of the gene SRL, whose product is annotated as sarcalumenin. NCBI's taxonomy places the organism in Eukaryota, Metazoa, Chordata, Mammalia, Eulipotyphla, Soricidae. Bases 168 to 1463 code for a protein of 431 amino acids. The transcript is spliced from 6 exons. The record is from RefSeq and is a predicted model, not a curated record. Gene Ontology annotation, molecular function: GTP binding.